AUGAAUCCGCACGACGACUUGCUGGACGACGCCAACGACGACUCGGACUCGAUCAAGUCGACCAAGUACCGCCUUGACCAGACGGGCAAGAACGAGAAUGCGCGGCGGCGCGCGGUGCAGAAGCUUGGAAGUGAAGACAUUGCGAACGAGUACUCGGAGAGGUUCAACUCGCUCAGCCGCAGUAUCAAAGACCCCGAGUUUGUCGUGGCGGACGAGAUGAUCAAGGACUUGUUGAUGAAGGACUUCUCGCAGAACGAGAUCCGUCAGCUCUUGCACGUCGGGUGCGGCCGCAUCAUUCGCGUGGAGAAGGAGUAUAAACUCGGCAUCAAGCCGACCGCCGAGGAAGUCGCGGCAAAGGAAGCGACGCGGACCGCGCCUUGGGGCGGAAAGAAGGCAAAAGAAAAGCGCGCGCGCACCACGACAUCUGCUCUUGAAGCACAGUACUCACGCCUUGAAGUUCUUAACAUGAAGUCGCUCAAGUCGCUGCAUCUCAUGCUGCGCGACCGUCGGACGCCCCAUGCCCAGUUCAAGCACUUUGCCGACCGGCUCAUGCGCAUCUUGGCGGAGGAAGCGCUGGCUUCAUGCGCCAUGGAGUAUGCGACGGUGUGGACGCCCACAGGCGCCGAGUACUCUGGGAUGGUCCCGACCAACAACGUUUGCGCGGUCUCCAUUAUCCGCGCCGGCGACGCGCUUUUGGAUGCCGUCCUGCAUUGUGUCCCGAGCAUUGCCGUCGGCAAAAUCCUCAUCCAGCGCAAUGAAAACACGAUUGAGAAAUCGCCCAUUCUGUUCUACUCCAAGCUGCCCCCACGUAUCGCAGGCUAUGGCCGCGUGCUCCUCGUGGACCCGAUGCUGGCCACGGGCGGCAGUGCCAAGCUCGCGAUUCAGACCCUGAUCAACGCGGGAGUGGAAGAGCAAAAUAUUGUAUUUGCCAACGUCGUGGCAUGCCCCCACGGCAUCCACGCCGUCUUUGAAGAGUUCCCGCACAUUAAAGUCAUCACGAGCGCGCUCGACCCGGACCUGAACGAGUACAAGUACAUCGUGCCCGGCCUCGGCGACUACGGAGACCGGUACUACAACACGCUCCUUUAA
This is a messenger RNA of Aphanomyces invadans, 1089 nucleotides long. RefSeq names its product uracil phosphoribosyltransferase. The coding region runs from base 1 to 1089 and encodes 362 amino acids. The transcript is spliced from 4 exons. The record is from RefSeq and is a predicted model, not a curated record. NCBI's taxonomy places the organism in Eukaryota, Oomycota, Saprolegniomycetes, Saprolegniales, Verrucalvaceae.